Messenger RNA from Bufo bufo (common toad), 3143 nucleotides. It is a transcript of the gene PMS1, whose product is annotated as PMS1 homolog 1, mismatch repair system component. The transcript has 13 exons. NCBI's taxonomy places the organism in Eukaryota, Metazoa, Chordata, Amphibia, Anura, Bufonidae. Gene Ontology annotation, biological process: mismatch repair. The record is from RefSeq and is a predicted model, not a curated record. The coding region runs from base 91 to 2802 and encodes 903 amino acids. Gene Ontology annotation, molecular function: ATP hydrolysis activity; mismatched DNA binding; ATP-dependent DNA damage sensor activity. Gene Ontology annotation, cellular component: MutLalpha complex.
GCGGGUCUUCCUCCCAGAGGACAGUAAGUGGACGGAAGGGAUCCUGGCAAGGUGCUCGGUGAAGACGUUGCUGCAGUUCUUCUGAUCAGGAUGCACCAGUUGUCUUCGUCCACUGUCCAUCUUCUGUCUAGCGCCCAAGUGAUAACAGCAGUGGUCAGUGUUGUAAAAGAACUUGUAGAGAAUGCGUUAGAUGCAUGUGCUACAAAUAUAGAAGUGAAACUGGAAAACUUCGGCUUUGAUAAAAUUGAGGUCCGAGAUAAUGGGAUUGGCAUUAAAGCAGCAGACACACCUGUCAUGGGCAUCAAGCAUUAUACAUCUAAAAUAUCCAGCCAUGAAGAUUUAGAAUCAUUACAAACAUAUGGCUUUCGCGGAGAAGCUUUGUGCUCAAUCUGCUCCGUUGCCGAGGUACACAUUUCGACAAAGACAGCCACUGACCCGGUUAGCACUCAGUAUGUUUUGGAUAACAAUGGACAUGUUGUGUCAGAGAAGCCAUCACACCUUGGACAAGGCACUACAGUCUCUGUAAUGAAAUUGUUCAAAAAUCUGCCUGUUCGAAAGCAGUAUUAUUCCACUGCAAAAAAAUGUAAGGAAGAGCUCAAAAAGAUUCAAGAUCUACUUAUUUCAUACGGACUUAUUAAGCCAGAUGUUAGGAUUGUACUUGUACAUAAUAAGGUGAUUGUCUGGCAAAAAAAUAAGGUCUCCAACCAUAAAAUGGCCCUUAUUUCAGUUUUGGGAACUACAGUCAUGAAUGCUAUGACACCCUUUCAGCAUCAGUGUGAAAAUCCAGAGAUAUUUAUUAAUGGAUACCUUCCAAGGCCAGAGGCAGACCGAACACUAACUAGUGUCCAUGGCCCAGAAAAGAGUUUUAUCUUCAUAAACCAGCGCCCUGUCCUUCACAAAGACAUAUUAAAGAUAGUUCGUCUGUAUUAUAAUGAAAGAAAGGAUUUUUCCCACUGCUAUCCAGUUUUCUUCAUGAAUAUUCUUGUCCCAGCUUCAUCUGUGGAUGUAAAUGUAACACCAGAUAAAACCCAAGUGUUGCUACAUAAUAAGGAAUUUGUUCUUCAAGCUGUGGAGAAUGUAUUGAAAUCUGUUUACACGGACACAGUAACUGUGUCAGUUUGCAAACCCGAAGCACAGUCCAAAAAUAUUAACACCAAGUACAUUGAAUAUCCAAGUACAGAUGAGCAAAAAAAAAACAAUAGUGAAAAUUCGGAUAGAGGAGAGCAAACUGUGUCUUUGUCUCCUGAAAAUAAUAAAAAUAAUGAUAAUAGCGAGAGAGAGCUACAGUCUCAUGUGUAUUUAAAACAUCAGUCAUCCAGCCGUGAUCAGUCACUUAAUGUUGACUUUGCUGGCAAAGAAUGUCCUGAAGCAUAUAUAAUUAGUUCUUCAUCAAACCAAGGAAACCAGAGUGAUUAUACUUUAAGAAGAAACCAGAAAGUUAGUCUUGAAAUAGAGGUACUGAAAAAUAUAGCACCCAGUGAUAAGCAUACUGUAACUGAUGAUGAUUGGAGCAGAGGGCAUUCUUUAAGAAAUGCCACUGGAGAAGAUUUACAACCAGUAAUGAUUUUGAGUCCUUCAAAUGUAAGCCAUGUUGUUGAAAAUGUAUAUGAAAAUUUGGAUAAGACGUGUAAUGAAAAUACAAACCAGAAAUCAGCAAAUAUAAUAACUGAGAAAUUUGGGUUCAUUACUGCUUAUGAUCUCAUGAACAAUCAAGUGAUCAGGAAACCCAUGUCAGCAAUACAAAUAUUUACUCAGGAAUACAAGGCUAAGUUCCUUAAAGACAGUCCAGUGGUUCAGUUUGAUGAAAUACCUUCAGUUAUUUCGGAGCUAUGGGAACACCUCAGUGAAGAAGAUAAACUCAGAUAUGAAGAAAAAGCAACUAAGGACUUGCAGAGGUACAACUCGCAGACGGCAAAAGCUGUUGGGGAAACAAAAGAAAAGGCAAAAGAAACAGGGGAAAAAAUUAAAUUGACCCUGAACAAAAUCCCUCAAAAAAUUAAACUGAAAACCCCGAUGUCCAAUCAGCAAAUUUUGAAUAAGUUGUUUCAUUCUCAAGUUCAGAAGAAAGCUGUGGUACUCACUGUCAAAACAAUCAAAAUAGAUUUUAGCUUGUGCAAUCUAAAGCAACAACUUUGCAACCUUGGAAGAAAAGAAAUGCUUGAUUUUGGGGAACUUACCGUAAUAAGUAAACUGAAUCUACCUGGUGCUUGGAUUGUAGCAUCAAAGAACGAUAUUGCUUUACUGAACCCAUAUAGAGUAGAAGAAGCUUUAUUGUAUAAACGCCUUCUGAAAGACCAUAAAAUUCCAGUGGAUAAGUUGGACUUGCCAAUUAUAUUAAAUGAUAGAUUGGUUGGUGGACCCAAGUAUUUCACAGCUCUGCUAAGUAUGCAAAAGGAUAGUCCAAGACCAAAUGGACAUAUUUACUUCUCAGAUGUCAGACUCACAUAUAAUGGAUUUCAGAUAAAAAUGAUGCCAGGCUCAUCAAAUUUUACUGACCAUGUUGAGAUUGAAGCUAUAACUAAACAUUUGCCCUUUUUUGGAAUAACUGAUCUCAAAGAAGUUUUAAGCUCUGUGGUGAAUGGAAAUAAAAACUUGUGGGAGUGUAGGCCCUUGAAAGUUCUGAAUUAUUUAGAGGGAGAAGCUGUAAGAUUAGCUCGACAAUUGCCCUUAAACCUAUCAAAACUUGAUGUUAUUAACACAGUGCAUCGUAUGAAAAAACAGCUCAGUGGUAACCAGAAAGAAUGUAUCCAUGGUCGACCGUUUUUCCACCAACUUUCAGACAUUCCUGAAUCAGAUGACUAACUGUUUAUGUAACUUUAUUUUAUGAAUUCAUUAUUCCAAUUAUAUAGCACUAAGGGGCACAUGUAUAUGAGCAUGAUGUAAAAGUUUUCAUGUGUGUAGUUUGGAUGCAAACUAUGCUUCAGCACAACCCAGUUGUAAAACUCUAAUUGUAUUUAAUGAAACCAGAUGAAACAAUAACAUUGAACAGUCAUCAUAUAACAGAAUUGUGGCAAACUGUGUUGCACAUGAAACCUCAGUUUUUUUCAAUUAUCUUUCAGUUCCAUAGAAUUAUCUUCUUAGGCUCCAUUCAGACGUCCGCAAAUGGGUCCGCAUCCAUUCCGCAAUAUUGGGAACGGGUGCGG